Molecule: messenger RNA, 1104 nt
Organism: Solanum verrucosum
Lineage: Eukaryota; Viridiplantae; Streptophyta; Magnoliopsida; Solanales; Solanaceae
Exons: 5
Coding region: 60-974 (304 amino acids)
Source: RefSeq, a predicted model, not a curated record
AGUGGCUACCCAUUAAUAGUAAGUAUCACAAGAAACCAUGGCCCCAGAUAUUGCCCACCAUGAAGGCAGCAGCAGCAAUGAUGAACACUGUCACUCUCUCUAGUGGGAGCUCAACAUUUUGGCACAAACCCAUUUCAAGAAUCAACCAGAAUUUCAAAAUUAGAGCAUCAAUUUCCACCUCAGACAACAUGGUUGCUCCUGCUAUCAUAGUUGGAGGUGGACGUGUGGGAAGAGCUUUACAAGAUUUAGGUAAAGGAGACGAUGUUUUGGUUAAAAGGGGUGAACCAGUACCUAUUGAUUUUGUAGGUCCAAUAUUGGUUUGCACUAGGAAUGAUGAUCUUGAAGCUGUACUUGAAGCUACUCCUAAAUCUCGUUGGAGCGAUUUGGUAUUUUUCCAGAAUGGGAUGCUAGAGCCUUGGUUCCAAAGUAAAGGCCUUGGUGAUGCAGACCAAGUUUUGGCAUAUUUUGCUGUAUCAAAGCUUGGUGAACCACCAACUGAUGGGAAAACUGAUACAAAUCCAGAAGGAUUGACUGCGGCUUAUGGGAAAUGGGCAUCUGCAGUGGCUGCAAGAUUGCAGAAUGGAGGACUCUCUUGCAAGGUACUUGAUAAGGAGCCUUUUCAGAAGCAAAUGCUGGAGAAGCUUAUAUGGAUAUGUGCUUUCAUGCUUGUUGGAGCUCGCCAUCCUGGAGCAACAGUAGGAGCUGUUGAAAAAGAGUACCGCUCUGAGGUGUCAAAACUGAUUGCUGAGCUUGCGGCUGCAGCAGCUGCAGAGAAAAGUCUAGUUUUUGAGGAUGCCAUGGAGGAUAGGCUCUGCGCUUACUCACGAGCAGUUGCACACUUUCCAACGGCUGUCAAGGAGUUCAAAUGGAGAAACGGAUGGUUCUAUUCACUCUCUGAGAAGGCAAUCGCACAAGGGAAACCAGAUCCAUGCCCAUUACAUACUGCAUGGCUUAAAGAACUAAAAAUAGUCUAAGAUAUAACCGUUAUUUGAUAUUAUUAUGAUUGUUGAGGUCCUCUGUUUUUCUUUUGGAGGAUGCAUGCAUAUGAUAAGAGCUGAUGUAUCAAUUCAAUUUAAUUAAAAAUCGUCCUCCUAUUUCAUAUCA